This is a messenger RNA of Sapajus apella (tufted capuchin), 759 nucleotides long. RefSeq lists its product as uncharacterized. NCBI's taxonomy places the organism in Eukaryota, Metazoa, Chordata, Mammalia, Primates, Cebidae. The record is from RefSeq and is a predicted model, not a curated record.
AUGUCCCUUCUGAUCAGGGAACUUGAUGUGAACCCAGAUGCCUGCUUGAUGGCUCUGCUGGAUGUCCACAAGCUGAUAAAGGCCAUCAUCUGUCCCUCCAGCCCCACCUCCUGUGUUCCUUGCCAUGGCCGUGGAAUCCCCACCUAGCUGAUCAGCAAGGACUUUCAGUUAUCCCUGUGCUUGCCCUUUCCCUUGGCCUGGGCACUCCUCCUGCCGACUCCACUUCUGAGCUCUCACCCAGAGGGCCAUGCACCUUCCCACUCCCACUGCCUUGCCUUCCAUCUCCUGCACCCAGUACAAACCUCCUCCAGUGGCCUCCUGGCCCAUCAGCCCAUUGUGGGCUGGGUGCCCAAAUGCAGGGCUGAGCUCACACACCUGCUGCUUAUGAGCUUCAGUGGCUGCCUGCUGACCUCAGGGGAUCUGAGCUUCUAGGCACACCAGCCAAGGUCCCCUAAGCUGGCCUCAGCACACCUGCCAACCCAUGGCAGACUGUCUUCAGUCACGAGAAGUCUGUGCUUCUGGAACCUGCAGGGCUUGGCAGACAGAGCAUGCUACCUCCUCUGCCCUUCUCCCUCCCUGAACCCACACUGCUCCCCAAUCACCACCUGUGCCCUCCUAAUUCUCAGCCACCCACCAGCCACCCUAACUCCAUCAGCCACCUUCCUAAUUCCUUAGUCUCUAUGCCACCAAGGCCCCCAGGAGGGGAUUGUGCUGUUCACCCUGAUGGCCCUAGGACACAGGAGUAUUCCCUCUGCAUAG